GAAAAGAGAAAGAAUCAAAGAAUUUCUACUAUGAAAAUCUCUCUCUCCUCUUUCUUCUUCUUCUACAUGUGAAUAUCUGAGCGUCAAGUGCAUGUGCUCGCUAUUGGAUCUCAAAUCAUCGUUUAUACAGCUUUUACUUCUCUAUCUCGUAGCUGUCACGAAACAUUCUCUUUCACUUCUCUCUCUCUGCUAAAAUAAAUCAGAAACAUAUCAACAUUCUUGAACAGAGCCAUUAGUUCUUCAACUCUCCUGCUGAAUCUUAAAUUUACUCAUCUUCUGUGUUUGUUUGUUGGAUCUUUAAAUGGAUCCAAGAACAAGACUUGACUACGCUCUGUUUCAACUCACUCCCACCAGGACAAGAUGCGAGCUUGUGAUUUUCUCCGGUGGCGAGAACGAGAAGCUUGCUUCCGGAAUUUUUCAACCGUUCGUCACGCAUCUCAAAAGCGUUAGAGAUCAGAUUUCUAAAGGCGGAUACUCCGUCACUCUCCGUCCUUCCUCCGGCGCCGGCGUCAAUUGGUUUACCAAAGUGACGCUUCAGAGAUUUGUGCGAUUCGUGACCACUCCGGAGGUUCUUGAGAGGUCCGUGACAUUAGAGAAGGAGAUUGAGCAGAUCGAGGAUUCGAUUCAGUCUAAUGCAGCCGCCAUUUCCGGCGAAGCAGAAGGAAACGAGCUGGGUACUACUCAGAAGUCUACGGCUUUAUCAAAGGCACAAGGUGAAUCUGAUGGCCAAGAAAAUUCUAAGGUUGGUCUUCAGCGUGUUCUUGAAACCCGCAAAGCGGCUUUGUGCAAAGAGCAAGCCAUGGCUUACGCUAGAGCUUUGGUUGUUGGGUUUGAAUUGGACUACAUGGACGAUCUCUUGUCCUUCGCAGAUGCUUUUGGAGCUUUGCGUUUAAGGGAAGCAUGUGUUAACUUUGUGGACUUGUGCAAGAGAAAGAACGAAGAUAGGAUGUGGGUGGACCAAAUCACGGCAAUGCAAGCCUUUCCCAGGCCUGAGCUAUCCUUCAUGGGUGACUCUGGGAUCAUACUCGCUGGGGAAGAGAAUGAUAUCGUCAAACAAGGGAACAACAUGGACGCAAUGAGCCAGGGUAGCUUUGAGACUAGCCAAGGUCCUCCUCAGAUGUCAAUCCCCUGGCCAAACCAUUAUCCUCCUCAGUACAUGCAAGGACAUGGCUAUCCUCCUUAUAUGUAUCCCGGCCCGCCACAGUACUUCCCUCAGUGGCCUGUCAACAUGGGAGGAGAUGUGGAGUCAAGUGAGAAGACUUCCAAGAAGAAAAAGAAGAAGAAGAAAAACAAGAAGAAGAAGUAUGAAUCUUCCGAGGAGCAAAGCGAUGAGUCCAGCGCCGAGACUGUAUCAGAGGAGGGGAAUGAAGGGAAGAAAUCAUCUAGAAAAGUUGUUAUACGCAACAUAAACUACAUAACUUCAAAGAGAAACGGAGCCAAGGAUAGCGAUUCUGAUGAGUCUGUAGACGAAGAAGAAGAAGGCUUUGUGGAUGGAGACUCCAUCAAGCAGCAAGUGGAGGAAGCUAUUGGCUCGCUGGAGAAACGGCAUAAAUCGACUUCACGCCGUAGCAGGAGGAAGCACAAAAGUCAUAGUGAAGAUGAGGAGGACUCAGGUAGUAAAGAAACUAAAGGGAAUGAUAACUGGGAUGCCUUCCAAAACCUUCUUUUAAAAGACAAAGAUUCAGACCAGGAAACAGCUUCGUGUCCGUUGAACAUGGAGUCAGAAGCUGUGAGCAAGAGAGAGCUGCCUUCGGAUGAUUCUUUCUUGGUUGCAAAUGGGAAUGAGGAUUGGGGGAGGGAGAGCAGUAUUAAGAAACUUGAUGCCGGUGAGAAUGUUAGGCUGAUGAGAAGAGAGAACAACUAUGACGAUGAUAUGAUGAUAAAUCCUGGUAGAGGAGAUGAAUCAAGAAGCUACUCACAGGCAGAGAUGUCUGUUUAUAGUGGGAAGCUCCGAGCUAGAAAUGAGACGGAGGAAGACUGGUUCAUACGUAACCAAGCAGACACUGAAAGAGAUGUCAAAACCUUUGUAGGAGACGAUUUGCAUGUAACAAAGAGAAGUGAGAGAGAUGUCCUGACUGAUGACUCGUUCAUGAUCCAUUCUCGUGUUGAGAGCCAAGUGGAAGAGUCUCGGUUAAGGACAGAGAUCAUGGACUCUGACGUUUAUGGAACCACCAAACAAGAAAACUCCUCUGCACCGGAGGAGAUUAACAACAGACAAGAGCCGGAUGAUCUUUUCAUGGUUCUUGGACGUGAACAAGAUGUUACACCUGCGAUGGUGUCGUGGACCCCUGAGAUUGACUUCGAGGCUAACGCUUUGGCUGAAGAGAAACGCAAAAACGAUUUGGAAACUGCUGCAAAGGCCUCUGAACAGACUUCAGAUGUUAAAGAAAAGAAACUUCGUGUCGUUAGAAAGGAUGCAAAGACAAGAGGAGCAAGUAGACCUGACCCUGCUUUGAAAGCUAAGAGAGCUCCCUGGGGAAGUAGAGCAGCUGCCACCAAAACCAAAUCCGAGCUGGAGGAAGAGAGGAAGAAGAGAAUGGAAGAACUUUUGAUUCAGAGGCAAAAGAGAAUCGCUGCGAAGAGUUCUGGCAGUAAUGUAUCAAGUCCCUUGGCCUCCAAGAAAACUCCUACUGGAACCAAAACCGUGAAGACCUCGAAUGAGAAGACACCAGCAGAAGCCGUCAAGGCUAAGCCGGUACUGAGAAGUUCCACCAUUGAGCGCCUUGCUGUUGCCAGGACAGCACCAAAGGAGCCACAACAAAAACCAUUAACCAAAAGAACAUCAAAACCUCUAGGAAACAAGACAGAGAAACCUCAAGACAAGAAACCUAGUAGAAAAAGUCCGGGACUUUCUCGUGACCCGAGUUUCGAAAUCAAGGAAACAGUGGAGGAAGAAUCACAGUCUUACUUGCCGGUGAUGCUCGUUGAUGAACUUCCUCCUGCUGCUUCUUCUGUUGAUGACUUCAAAGACAUUAAAGAGAUGCAUAGCUUGCCGAAUGAAACAAUCACCAAUCAUCAGAAAGUAGAAGAUCAGACGAAGAUUGAUGAUGAGGAGAUAGUGAAGAAGACAUCCGUCUGCGAAGACAAGCAAGUCACUAACAACCUUUGUUCGGAGGAUGUUGAAGAAGUUAAGGCUUCACCGCCAAAACCACUGUCUCCAAAGAAGUCGGUGACGUUUUCAGAGACAAACAUGGAGGAGAAGUAUUUCUUCUCACCAACGGUGUCGGAGACUGACGUCUCGACGCCUCCGGCUACUGAACAAGAUCACUCGAGGAAGAAAUGGAACAGUGAAGAGACGUCUCCGAAGGCUACGGCCAAAGGCUUCAGAAAGCUUCUCAUGUUUGGAAGGAAAAAAUGAAAGAUUCUAUAGUUACUACAACGACGUCGUGUUGAGUUGCCGGGUUUAAUACUUUUUAUCUUUUAUUCUUUAAAUUGUUUGUUGUGUGAUAUUAAAUUCUGCUGCGGUGUUUAUCAAUUUGAUUUGGCUGUUUAUAUAUUAUUGUUGAUGUGUUGUUUACAACAUUUGAGUGAAUACAUAUCGGUUCGGUGAGUUUGAAUAAAGUAAGGUUAUUUGGA
Brassica oleracea var. oleracea is the source of this 3576-nucleotide messenger RNA. Its product is annotated as muscle M-line assembly protein unc-89. The coding region runs from base 302 to 3358 and encodes 1018 amino acids. Lineage: Eukaryota; Viridiplantae; Streptophyta; Magnoliopsida; Brassicales; Brassicaceae. The transcript has 8 exons. Gene Ontology annotation, biological process: positive regulation of DNA-templated transcription; response to light stimulus. The record is from RefSeq and is a predicted model, not a curated record.